Molecule: messenger RNA, 2980 nt
Organism: Notolabrus celidotus (New Zealand spotty)
Lineage: Eukaryota; Metazoa; Chordata; Actinopteri; Labriformes; Labridae
Gene: zfand3
Product: zinc finger, AN1-type domain 3
Exons: 6
Coding region: 336-1088 (250 amino acids)
Molecular function (GO): zinc ion binding; DNA binding
Source: RefSeq, a predicted model, not a curated record
AUCUUUUCUGUUGCCCCGUUACUCACACCCCUCUGCGGAAGUGGUUUGCUCCGUACUCUCCAGCUGAUCGGCCCAGGAUUCCCCGGUGGAGCUCCGUCCGUCGCUGGGCUUUGACGGCUUUCAACGUCGAUUUAAACUGUUUUAAAUCCACGGAGUCAGGGGCCGCUCGUGUCGGCAAAACGCUCCUGAUAGUGUGAAACAGUCACGGACAACCAGGCCGGGUUAUCCACUCUGUACUUUUUCAAAACCAGGGGGGGAUCUUCACGCAAAUACGAGGCCCUCAGUCCAGCCCCGGAUUCACCUGCUACGCGGAGAGCCUCACACGGAAGACCGACAUGGGGGACACGGGGAGCGAGGGCAGCAAGCCCCCGAGUAACGUGAACGUGGUACCCCCGCGCUGCCCGUGUGGCUUCUGGGGGUCCAGCAAAACCAUGAAUCUCUGCUCAAAAUGUUUUUCAGACAUUCAGAAGAAACAGCCGGAUGAUGAUUGUGCUCCAAAAGCCUCUGCGAGCUCCAGCAGCAGCAGCCAAACAGACAUCUUCUGCAACGACACAAGCAGCAGCAUCAGCCAGUCCUUAAUAUCGAUGCCCAAUACAUCAGAAGAGCCUUCGCCAGGAGAGGAGGGAGUGACGUCUCUACCUGCUCAGGACGAAGUAUCCAGCACAGACACAGUCUUCAGUUCACUCUCCACUCCCACAAAACGCUCCUUUGAAUCAGCCUCAGAGUCAGAGAGCGAUGUUUCACCCAAAAAGAGAGCAAGAGUGGGCGAGAUGCCAGAGGGUGAGGAGUCUUCAUCGUCGUCGUCAUUGUCUGCGUCGUCAUCAUCAUCAUCCUCGUCUCGCGGUGGCUCGAAACAGCGGAGCCGCAAACGCUGCCAUCGCUGCCAAACCAAACUGGAGCUGGUUCAGCAAGAGCUGGGUUCCUGUCGCUGUGGUUAUGUCUUCUGUAUGCUCCAUCGGCUCCCAGAGCAACACGACUGUCUGUUCGACCACCUGGGCCGCGGCCGCCAGGAGGCUGUCCUGAAGAUGGUCAAGCUCGACCGCAAGGUGGGCCGGUCGUGCCAGCGCAUCGGAGAGGAGUGCUCCUGAGCAGCAGUUCCCUCAACAGAAUCUCAAAUUUUCAGUCGGUGUCUUAGCACUUACAGGGAUUUGAUAUUUUUUCCUCCCCUCUUGUUUUUGUUUUUCAAGAACUUUGCAGGUUUUUUGGAUACAAGCCCUACAUAAACCAUUUCUGUAACCCAUUACCCUUCUCCUGGUUUUCUGCCUCUGUUGGCUCGAUCAGAUCCCUGCUGCUAAGAUGCCUUUUGGAAAAUUCAAACCAGGAAUGAAAGGACAGUAAAGAGCAAAAGAAAUAAUACGAUUUCUUCACUUUUUUGCAACCUUCUGACUACACAAGUGUGAGAAGUGUAAGAAUAAAAAGGACGAUGAGAAGAAAUACAACACUUUUGAAAGAUGUUUGUUCCGGAAGCCAGUUUAAGACUUAACUCUUUACCUCAAAAAAUUACAAAAAACGAAAACGAAAACACAAAGAAUGACGAAGAUGACAACAAUGAGGAGGAGGAGGAAGGGGUGGUUACCCUUUUUGUACACUUCUGCUUUGGCGCUCUUUAUAGACUGUGCUCUUUACCUCAAAAUCAGACAGAGCUGCUUUGUAUUCUGCGCCCAGCAUGGACUUUGAGAAGCAAACCAAGCUAGUUGGCCUCAGUUUAAGUCAGUGUCUUACCCCUCAGUUGUCCAAUACUUUUAGAAACACCUGUUCAUGAUCCACCUCAGGUUAUCAGGAUAUCAAAGCUCAAUCUUUACCCCCUCCUCUCUCCCACUCAAAUCCUUCAAUAUUUUCCUCCACAGGAAUCCUCUCUCUGUUUCUGUUUUUACGAUUACUCUGAAAGUGUUUCUGCUUUGUUGAAGACGACAUGUCGGACGCUGAAACUGGAGUGUCACCUUAACUCCAGAGUAAGGACUUUUGGUGCAAGUCUGGCCCAGAAGCAUUAUGCUAGUUAAAUUGAGCUGGGAGUUCAUGGAUUGCACACAGAUCUGUUGGGAUGUGAAUUGUGGCAGAUUUUCUCUGUCUUUCUCUCUUUUUUUUGUCUCGGUCUUUAUCUCCCCGUUCUCCACAGCUCCUCCACAUAAAGACUUGUCUUUGUCUCUCUAUGGCAGCAUGUGGAUCAUCUGUGCUGGAUGGGAACAGAUUCACCAGACUGGGGUAUAAACUAAGUGGGAUCUGAUUUAUGAUCUGAAAUGUUGACAUUGUACACACUUGCAAAAACACUCUUUCAUACCUUUAUGUUGUUUAAUGUGCUCAGACGUUCAUUGAGCACAGGCAAAAUCAAACAUUGUACUAUUUGAGUUUGGACUGAAGCUGAGAUGGAUGGUCGUUCUGGUUCAGGUUUCUCAUUAUGUCUUAGUUCUGAACAUUUUUAGGGUAAUGUUGGGCUUCAUCUUUGAUAAAAGAUGUCAUAUUGUUUUUCACUCCUUUUACCAGUUCUUUAUUGCUCCUGCUUCCUCCAGUGCCCUCUCUUUUAAUUUCCAGCCAGCAUGAUGAGCUCACGUGCAUUCUCCUCCCCUUCCUCUCUCAUCUUUCCCUUUAUUGAUUGCUCUAUUUUUUCCUUGUUUCACCCCCUCCUCCUCCUUCCUUCUCUGGCAGAGGGAGGCAGUUGAAGAGCAGAGCCGAGUGCUGAAAGUAAAAAUAAGCAAAUAAUUACUUUCCAAACAUUUUUUGGGUGGACUGUGGAAGGGAAUGAACGGAUCAUGCUUAAUGAAUGAAUAUUCUGUAUCUUAAAGAAAAACCUUAUUUAACCCUUUUUUUGCUUUUCACUUACACUUCUAGUGUAGAGUUGAUUUUUUUUUGGUUGUAAUGUGUUUAUAACAUGGGAAGAUGAACGUGGAAAAUUCUAUAUUUUUGUUUCCAUUGCUUUACUUUUUGCUUCCCCUUCCCAACUAUUUUUCUUUUACUGAGAAAGAAUAAACUGGAUUAGACAAAG